Molecule: messenger RNA, 794 nt
Organism: Ichthyophthirius multifiliis
Lineage: Eukaryota; Ciliophora; Oligohymenophorea; Hymenostomatida
Exons: 1
Molecular function (GO): structural constituent of cytoskeleton
Source: RefSeq, a predicted model, not a curated record
AAUAAAUAAAUAAAAAUAAAACAUCACGCAUACAUAAAUAAAUGUCAAAUCGUUAUUCAAGUCCUUAUACAGAAAGAUUUAACAAAAUAAGUUAAAAAUUAUCUUAAAUUCCUUUAAACCAAGAGAAUUCCCGUGCAAACCGUAUAGACUAAUUUUAGCAAAAAGUAUACUUCCUAGAUGAAAGAUUUAAUAAUACAAUAGAAACAUAUAAUAAGAAGAUAUCUAAUUUAAAAGAAGAAAUAUUCCGUCUUCAAAAAGUUGUAGAAGAUAAUUCGAAAUCUUAUGAAUUUUAAUUAGAAUCUAGAAAUAAAGAAAUAAAUAAUUUAGAUUUAAAGUUAUCAUAAAAAUUAGAAUACGAAAUAUUAUCCAGAAGAGAAAGUGAAAGUAAACAAAUUCGUUAUUUAGAAGAAAAAGUUAAUUUCUUAAGAGCAGAUAUUUCUACUGAAACACGUAUUAGAACUGAACUUUUAAAUUAAUUAAAUUCUACAUUGGAAAGUGAUUUACCCAAAUUAUAUGAAAUAGUCAAAUCUGAAGGGGCAGAAAGGGAAGAAUGCGAUAAUUUGACACUGAAAAAAACUGCAGAAGAAAUAAAAAAAUUAAAUGAUAUUAUAUCAAUUUAAAAAAGAAACAGAGAAGAUAGUGAAGCUUCAAUCUUCGAAAUGUUAAAAGAUCUUGUUAAUAGAGUUAAGCAGGAAAUUGAUUAAGAAAAAAAUGAAAGAGAAUAAUCAUAAGAUGUUCUUGUUAAGUUAUUGGAAGAUGCUGCAAAUAAAUUAUGUGCUACUGCAUAAGUUUGA